AUGAUAUCCCCGAAUGUUCUUAUAUUCGGUGUUGGAAGUAUUGGGGCUGUCUACCUCUAUCAACUGCAGCAAGCUGGGUGCAGCGUAACUGCAGUCUGCCGCUCGAAUUAUGAGGCGGUCAAGAACAACGGUUUCAUGCUGAAAAGCCUGAAAUUUGGUAAUCAGAAGUACAAACCUGACAUCGUAGUGCAAAGUGUCGCAGAAUGCCCUAGAGAAAAGGUCUACGACUUUGUCCUAGUGUGUACAAAGUCGUUCCCCAGCAGCGAUCCUUCAUUGGCCGAUAUGAUCAGGCCCGCUGUGGUGGGUCGACCGCAGACUGCAAUUGUACUCGCGCAGAAUGGAAUUGAUAUCGAGAAACAGAUCGCCGACGAAUUUCCGGACAAUCCCAUCUUGAGCGGUGUGGUUUAUCUUCCCGCCACCCAGACAGCUCAGGGCACUAUCGAGUAUUCAGAAAUGUUAAAUUUACUUGAGAUUGGUACCUAUCCAUCCAAUGCACCACCAUCCCACAAAUCCGCUGCUGCAAAGAUGGCAGAGCUGAUGAUCAAAGGGGGAGGCGGGGCGGAAGUUCAUGAAGACAUACAAAUAUCCCGUUGGACGAAACUGCUGAUGAACGCGGCCUGGAAUCCCAUCUGUGCGCUGACCCUAUGCACAGACGGAGAUUUCCUGACGACCUCGACCCCCUUUGCAUAUGAAUUGGUGUGGGAGAUCAUGUUGGAAAUCAUUGCACUUGCAGGCAAAAUUGGCAUCCCAGGAGUUACCACUCAGGAAGCAGAGAAGAGGCUGGGAAUAGCGAAAAUGAGGGCGGAGUCUGGAACGGGACGCCAAGUGAGUAUGCUGCAGGACGUGAAACAAGGCAGGUCGUUUGAAGUUGAGGCAAUCGUUGGAAACACUGUACGGUUGGGCCGCGACUUCAACAUGCAUAUGCCUCGACUAGAGACUAUCUAUGCCCUGCUGAAAGCGAGACACUUUGCUUUGGAAAAAGAUGGAAGGUGA
Molecule: messenger RNA, 993 nt
Organism: Exophiala aquamarina CBS 119918
Lineage: Eukaryota; Fungi; Ascomycota; Eurotiomycetes; Chaetothyriales; Herpotrichiellaceae
Product: 2-dehydropantoate 2-reductase
Exons: 1
Coding region: 1-993 (330 amino acids)
Biological process (GO): pantothenate biosynthetic process
Cellular component (GO): cytoplasm
Molecular function (GO): 2-dehydropantoate 2-reductase activity
Source: RefSeq, a predicted model, not a curated record